Molecule: messenger RNA, 3908 nt
Organism: Cryphonectria parasitica EP155
Lineage: Eukaryota; Fungi; Ascomycota; Sordariomycetes; Diaporthales; Cryphonectriaceae
Exons: 6
Coding region: 202-3825 (1207 amino acids)
Biological process (GO): cellular response to starvation; macroautophagy; protein targeting to vacuole
Cellular component (GO): HOPS complex; late endosome
Molecular function (GO): protein binding
Source: RefSeq, a predicted model, not a curated record
GAGACCGAAACUGAGGAGCAAGACGGAGAUGACGACGAGGAAGAGGACGAAGAGGAAGGAGGGGAAGAUGACGACGACGACGAUGAGGACGACGACGACGACGACGAGCCGCGACUAAAGUAUGCCAGGUUAACGCAGCAUCUCAGCUCCGUCUACAGAAAUGCAGACUCGACGAGUGCAUUCCUUGUCGCCGGUGAUAAGAUGAUUAUUGGCACCCACAACGGCAAUAUUCAUGUGCUACAAUUACCGUCCUUCCAGGCCUUGCGAACCUAUCAUGCCCAUUCCGUCUCCGUCACUGCCGUCUCUAUAUCUCCAUUUCCGCCGCCGACAAUUGCUGCCAAACCCGAAGCCGCCACGCGUGCGAUUGCCCAGGCGACUGGCGGUGUAGCUGGUGGCUCAAAUUCUCGGCCGGAAUCGCGACAGUCUGCGGCGAGCUCUGCAGCGACAGCGAGAAAGCCUCGGGAGGCGCCACAGAUACCGAACCUUCCCUCGAAUCAGAUCUACAUUGCUACGUCUUCGAUGGACGGCAACGUUUGUGUUCAGUCAUUGGUUGACUUGAAGGAUGUGCAGUUGAGGAACUUUGCCAGACCCGUACAUGCAGUCGCCCUGUCCCCUGACUUCAAGAACGACCGGACAUAUCUCUCGGGAGGAACAGCCGGAAAUCUUAUCUUGACGGUUGGUGGUGGUCCUGGCCGCAGUACGUCUUCGACUGUAGGAACGGCUGCUGCUACUGCAUCUGGCUGGCUGGGUAGCAUGGGCCUCGGUACGAACACUGGCAAAGAUACAGUUCUGCAUUCCGGGGAGGGCAUCAUCAGCACAAUCAAAUGGUCGCUGUCCGGAAAAUAUGUCGUAUGGCUUAACGAACAUGGCAUCAAGAUCAUGCGAUCUAAUCUGCACCUGGAGGGUGGUGAACCGGACGAUGCUUGGAAGCGGAUCGGUCAUUAUGACAGACCGCAGACCGACGAAUGGGAGACCAUGGCCAGUGUGUGGAAAGGCAGAGUCGAGUGGAUCGACGAACAGUCUGUACCAGCGAGCGACGAAGCCAAGGUCGCAGAGGACAUUGGCCCUGCCUCUCCGGCUGCAGAGAAACUCAAACUUCACCAAAGCCGCGACAAAAGGCAAACCGAAAGACUUUUGGUUGGGUGGGGUGGCACGAUUUGGAUUAUUCAUGUCCACGGCGCGGACAAGAAUGCCGCCGAGCGAAGUCUCGAUAAGGCGGAAAUGGUAAAGAUUUUGCGCAUGGAUUGUAUCAUUUCAGGCAUUUCGUUGUAUACCCAGAGCCUGUUACUCGUUCUUGCUUACCCUCUGCAUGAUGAAGACGACGAGGGCGAUGAAGGGGAGAGCAAGCCUGUUCACGGCCACAAGGCAGAGCCUUCGACGAGCUCCGCCGGCAGCGGUCCCUCAGGCGGCCUUCGGCGUCGCCAAAACCAUCCUCCCCCGGAGCUGCGAUUGAUUGAUCUGAUUUCCCAGGCCGAGAUCGACAAGGACAGCCUCAGCAUCAGUCGACACGAUCGCCUGAGCUCAAAUGACUACCAUUUGGGCGUCCUCCCACAACAGGCGGCUACCGUGGUGGCAGGUUCCAAAGGAUACCUCGAAACCAUGGCUGGGAUUGGUACCGAUGUCUGGAAUGUGGCCAUGUAUCCCACCAAGGCCCUCUUCAGCUCUGCCGCCAGCGUUCGAAGUGGACAUAGCAAUGAGGCAGCUUCUGCUUCCAAGACACCAAGCAUUUCUGGGAGCGUCAGGGCGCAGCCUCAGCGGCUGGCCACGCCAAGUGUGCAUCCCAGCCUGUCGAAGCCUGGAACCAAGAUCUUUGUGCACAGUCCUUAUGACUGCAUCCUCGCUACGAAGCGCGACUUGAGCGACCAUCUCUCCUGGCUUGUAGAGCGGCGAGAAUACCAGCGGGCCUGGGAGCUCGUAGAUGAGAACCCGGAGAUCGUCAUCACCGCAGAAAAUAUCCAAGACAUCACAUCACCAAGCACGCCAAGUCGGUCGCAGAUGCCGGACGAUUUCUACGCCGACACUGCGUCGGUGAUGGAUGAGGUCGGCAGGCAAGCAAAUGUCAUGGUCGACAAGGAAAAGCGGCGCAUCGGCGAGCUUUGGCUCCAGCAGCUGGUUGAUACCGGAGACUGGCAACGUGCUGGCCAGGUGGCGGGCAAAGUCCUCACGUCUUCUGAUCAAUGGGAGAAGUGGGUCUACGCGUUCGCCCACGCCGAAAAGUUCGACGAGAUCACAAACUUCAUCCCCAUCGAGCCGAUGCGGCCCCCGCUCCCGUCCAUUGUCUACGAAGUCGUGCUCAAGCACUAUAUCCAGACCGACAAACUACGACUGAAGGACCUCCUGGACAGAUGGCAUUCGGACUUGUUCGACGUCAACACUGUCACAACCACUCUGGAGAACCAGUUGAAGUAUCGUGAUGUGCGACCGGAUAGUGUUGAGGACGGCGUGAAGGGGCGUGAUUGGAGGAUCGUCGUGGAAAGCCUAGCGAAGCUGUGUGAGGUCAACGGUCGCCAUAGGGAGGCCCUCCGUUACUAUAUCAGGCUCCAAGAUGCCGAUUCCGCAAUGAGGUUGAUCAAAGACAGUCAUCUGGCCGAUGCUGUGGCAGAUGAUAUCCCGAGCUUCGUGACUCUUCGCGUCCCUGCUGAUGGACAGGACCAGAUGACCAUGAGCAACCUGGAGGAGGCCACCGCAGAGGCAAUCACACUUCUGGUCGAUGAAGCCCAGCACGGCCUGGUCAGACCUGAGGCCGUGGUGUCCCAGUUGCAGGAGAAAGAACUGAACCUUUACCUGUUUUUCUACCUGCGGGCGCUCUUCAAAGGCGAAGGGGUUCAAGAACAUAUGGGUGAGAACCGCGAGCGCCUUGUCAUGGAGAGCCAGAGCCUGGUCGAUGGGUUUGCGGACUUGGCCGUCCAUCUUUUCGCCCUGUACGAUCAAUCCAUUCUGAUGGACUUUCUGAAGACCUCGACAUCGUACACCUUUGAAAAGGCCGUUCAUGAAUGCGAAGAACACAGCUACAUUCCCGAGCUCGUCUACCUGUACUCCAAGACCGGUCAGAUGAAGCGGGCUUUAUACCUCAUCAUAGACCGACUGGGCGACGUGAGUCGAGCAAUAGCCUUUGCUAAAGAUCUUGACGACCCGGACCUGUGGGAAGACCUGUUGAACUAUAGCAUGGACAAACCGCGCUUCAUACGAGGACUGCUUGAAGAAGUCGGCACUGCCAUCAACCCCAUCACGUUAGUGAGGAGGAUUCCUGAAGGCUUGGAGAUUGAAGGCCUACGAGAGGGUCUGAAGCAUAUCAUGAAGGAGCACGAGAUACAAUACAGCAUCAGCGAGGGCGUUGCCAGAGUACUGAGAAGCGAAGUCGCCGCUGCGCAAACGACUCUCCGAAAUGGGCAGCGCAAGGGGAUCAAAUACGAUGUUGUGGUCAAGGAUGCCGACCACGUGGACGUGGAAACCAAGAGCGUGGUAUCGGAUGCAGCUUCGGACGCCGCCGCCACGCCACACCCGCCUCUCAAGAAGCCCGCAAAGAAGUGGAAGCCUGGCCACUGUGCGGCGGUGCAGUGUCUGGAGCCAUUUACCGAAUGGGAAGAGGAGACACUGGUGGGCUUCGCGUGUGGACACGUGUACCACCUGACGCAUUUGUUGCAGGUGCUGCACCCAGACCAGCUGACAGAGGAUCUCGCAGGUUUUGGUCGCUAUGCGGCACAUGAGGAUGAUGAAAGACAGGGCGUGAGGAGAACGGUGGGCACCAAGGUUACGCACGCGAGGCUGUUGAGAGAUCAGAUUAGGGGAUGUCCCAUCUGUGCGAGGACGGAGGAGGUGAGAUGAUGGGCCUGAAGCGAGGGCAUGACUUUGGAUAUUUCAUCAGAUACCACACGACGUACACAAUUUCACUAAGCCAAGAGCGAUUC